GGAGAGCUUGGACCGUGUUGUCACGGUUGAGGAGGAUAAUGAGCCCACCCUGGACCAGGAGGACCCAGUCCUUGUUCAGUAUGUGGUUGAGGAGGUUGGGCACCGGCCCUGUCUGGCUUUAAUCCCUUGGUCUGGACCUCUGUGGGUUCCCAGCUCUCCAACAUAUUACCUUACCCAAGCUGGGAGGAUGCUGGUGAGAGAGCUGGCAGUGUUAAACACGCAGAUAUUCACAGUGGAGCAGCCCAUUUUCAUCUGUUUCACUCCUGCUAGGAGGAUGGUAUGGAAUGAACUGUCCUCUCAAAAUGAACAGGUAGCCAUUCAUAUGCAGUAUGUGGAUGAGGAGGUUGGGCACCGGUCCUGUCUGGCUUUAAUCCCUUGGUCUGGACCCUUGUGUGUUCCUAUCUUUCCUGUCUUCUCCAAGGCCAAACCAGUCUACUACCUCACUCGUGCUGGGAGAAUGCUGGUAACAGAGCUUGCAGUGUUAAACACACAGACUUCCAAAUUGGUUAUUGAGGAGCCUACCAUUCACCUCACUGAAGCUGGGAGGCUAGUGCUUGACGAACUGUCAGCACCUUCAGAUAGCCAUUCACAGCCAAAUAGGGAAGACUCUGGUUUUCCCUAUGAGAAGUUGCAGCUGGUUGGGAACUGGGGUUCGUUUCAUUUCCAUUACUGGAAUAUCCAUUAUGGACGAGUGCAGCAAAAUGAAGAGGACAUGCAUCACCUGUGCAUUGUGAGGGGAGUAGAGAUGCAGCUGUGGUGGAGCAGAGUCAUCCAGGAAAAAAUCCUGGACCCAUGGGGUCUCGUCCAGGUGGUCCUCACCAACAAGAAGCUGACUGGUAUUAAGUUCCUUGGUAGAAGGAUCCAUGGACUCAUGUCCUGCCUUGUCAAGAGGAGGUCUGAGUUCACCUAUUAUGAGGAUGCCCAGCAGGUGGAUAUCUCCACCACAGUGGAGGGGUACCAGGAGAGGGGGGAUGAGAUGAUGUCAUAUCAGUUCUCCACCUCUGACAUCAUCACCACCCCUCAUGAGCCGUCCUCUGGCUCCUCUCACCAGUUCCCCCAGAAUUCUACGCCUCCCCUUUCCCUUCCGAUUCCCCUCCCAGUCCCCCUCCACCUUACCACUCCACCCAGGACCAGGACCAGACCCCUGACAGCACUCCUCAGGCGUUACUUUGAAAACCAAGGGACAACCAACUUCUCUCUGAGGCUGGCCGGUAUCAGACGUGCUAUGGAGGCUCUGACAUCCUCUGACAGUACCUCCCUCAAUUACCUCACCCACGCUGGGAGGAUGGUGUUGAGUGGACUCUCCGAGCUCAACCAGCAGGAUGUGAGGCAGUUUCAGCAGGCCUACGACCUACUGGUGAACUUCAUUAAUGAGCCAGCAAACAGGGAGCGACUAGAGCAGGAGAUGGCUCUCGUAGGAGUAGGUCUACAUGCAAGCUUGAGCGUUAGCUGCAGGCACCAUCUUCUCAUCUAA
Molecule: messenger RNA, 1474 nt
Organism: Coregonus clupeaformis (lake whitefish)
Lineage: Eukaryota; Metazoa; Chordata; Actinopteri; Salmoniformes; Salmonidae
Exons: 16
Coding region: 188-1474 (428 amino acids)
Biological process (GO): mitochondrial fusion
Source: RefSeq, a predicted model, not a curated record